GCCGUGGAAACAGGACGCAUAGCGCUGUCCGACACGAGAGUCAGUAUUUCACGUGUACGUGAAAUUUUUUGGUACACUAAUGACGUCACGCGCGUGGUCAGCUGAGGAAAUAAAAUCAUUGAUUUUAUAUUUUGAAGCGCUCCCAGAACUAUGGCAAAUAUCAAAUCCUGAUUAUAAAAAUCGAGUAAAGAAAGCAGCUGCGGUAGAAAGCUUGGCCGAACAAUUUAAUACUUCUGCAUCGGAAAUAAAUAGGAAACUGCACCAUUUACGAACGCAGUUUAAUAACGAACUGAGAAAACAAAAAAAAGAAGAGUGGCCAAGGCACAGAUGAAAAUUAUGUAAGCACUUGGGAUUACUUCACAAGCUUACAAUUUUUAAUGCCAAACAGCGUACCAGCAAAUGAAACACAACAAAAUUUGAACUCUCCUACCAACAGCGAACCUGCCAACAACGAAAAUUUGGAAUCAACAGUUUCGCAACACUCCAACACCCUCUCUCAAUCUCAACGAACCUCUAAAAAACGAAAGAAGGAAGAUGAAGCUUUAGACCAAGCGUUAAGCGCGUUAGACAAAUCUGAUGGUGCUUCCAUUUUUGGUGAUUUCGUGGCUGCUGCGAUACGGAAUAUGAGGUCGGAAUCCCGAAAAAGAGAAUUAAAACGCAAAAUUCAACGUAUCAUUCUGGACAUGGAAGAAUUGGAUGAAGACGAUCAAUAUUCAGGUCCUUCUACUUCACAGUCUCUUGGUCCUCUUACUCCACUGCCAAAUGUGACUUGGGAAAGUUCGGAAGACACAACGUACGAACAUUUGUACUAAGUUUGUCAAUUGACCAAGCCUCACCUUUUAU
Acanthoscelides obtectus is the source of this 843-nucleotide messenger RNA. NCBI's taxonomy places the organism in Eukaryota, Metazoa, Arthropoda, Insecta, Coleoptera, Chrysomelidae. The record is from the annotation of a GenBank genome assembly.